This is a messenger RNA of Talaromyces stipitatus ATCC 10500, 708 nucleotides long. RefSeq names its product cell cycle control protein Cwf14/Bud31, putative. Bases 109 to 555 code for a protein of 148 amino acids. Gene Ontology annotation, cellular component: spliceosomal complex; nucleus. Lineage: Eukaryota; Fungi; Ascomycota; Eurotiomycetes; Eurotiales; Trichocomaceae. The transcript has 3 exons. The record is from RefSeq and is a predicted model, not a curated record. Gene Ontology annotation, biological process: mRNA splicing, via spliceosome.
GCAUAUACAACUACAACUUCAACAUACAGGACUUAUACACAUUCACUCGUUUAUACUCCUCAAAGUAACCAGCUCGUUACAUCCUUUAUUAUAAGGACAGAAAGCAAAAUGCCACCAAUCCGCACAACACGCAACGCGAAACCUCCCCCGGCAGGCUUCGACGACAUCGAAGACACCCUCCUAGAGUUCAGCAACAAAAUGAAAGAUGCCGAGAAUGUAUCUCAUGAAGGAAAGAAGAGGCAUGAAGUGUUGUGGCCUAUAUUUCAAAUAAGUCAUCAGCGAUCCCGAUACAUUUACGAACUCUACUACGAGAAAGAAGCAAUCUCAAAACAGUUGUAUGACUGGCUCUUGAAAAAUAAGUAUGCGGAUGCAAUGUUGAUUGCAAAAUGGAAGAAACAAGGUUAUGAAAAGCUAUGUUGCCUCCGAUGCAUCCAGACAAAAGAGACCAAUUUUAAUUCCACGUGUAUCUGUCGAGUGCCCAAAGCGCAACUCAAGGAGGAGCAGGCGAUACAGUGUGUUAGUUGUGGGUGUAGAGGGUGUUCGAGCAGUGAUUGAUUCUUUCUGUGGGCUGUUUGGCAAGACUAUAGGGUGUUGGCGCGUUCCUUUCUUUCUACUGGUCCUUUUUACUACUUCAUAUGUAUUAUGAUUACUUGAACUAGCAUGAUGAUAUGAUACCCAUGGAUUUACUUUUUUUGACAAUACAAAUUA